AUGGCUGAACCCCCGCCAGAGAGCUCUUACACCCCACCAGACGUUUCCAUAAACGCUUCACCUUCUCCUCACGACUCCAUGGAAGAUCUUGACCCCCAGGCGACUCGCAAGCGCCCACGUCUGGACAGUGGAAGUGGUGUGAGUCCCACUCUCUCCUUGGAUGGAACCUCUCGCACUGCCUCCGUUGCACCUGCCUCGGACAUGGACGAGGUCUCGGAUUCAGGUCGCGUCGCUAGCAAAGUGACUAUCAACAUGAAAUCUCCUCUCUCUCACCUUGACCCCACCGAGCCUGAGCUCCCUGAUCCCAAUUCAAAGCUCCUGACCGACACCGAUGGGGCUCCCCACGUUAUCGCCCUCUCUUCCACUCCCUCAUCUCCGCGGAGUCCCGAAAUACAAGUCGCUGAACCCGAAGAUAUGGAUCAGGAUCCAGCUGCCUCAAACUGGAGACCACUCGAACAGGUCAUGCAGGACCAGGAAGACCCCGAGGUGAUCGAGAUACAAGACACACCGACCCUCGCCGACACAUUCCCGAAACUGGACGAAGACUUUACACACCGAGAGAACUUCAAAGCUCUUGGUGAUAUUCUGGAGCUUGGCCAUCCACGUGAAAGCCAGGCGAUUGUGGCAGUCAAGCGUUGGUUGCAUACAUGCGCCCAAGAGCUGGACCGAAUCACACUCGAGGAAUACACCGCGGACUAUGAGUUCUGGGACACCUUGCCACAUGUCGUGGAGAGCCUGCUGCGCAGACAACCCGAGCUGCAAGUAGACAGUGUGGAAGACAUUUGGACCUUCUUUGAAGAGUUCUUCCUUGAUUACUCUCGCAUUGUGCUCCAACUCGUUCAAUUGGAUAGCCUGGUACUCAGCCGACUGACUGGAGAGUCUGGGAUUGAUCCGCCGUUGAGCACUUCCCACCGAUAUCUCUUCAAGUUCUCAUGGGUAUUCAAUAGCCCCACUGUCCCUUUCUUUGUCGUUUUGCACAAAAAAUACCCCGACGAAUGUCUCAGUCUUAUCGCUCGCCUCAAAGAUCAGCUCUCAUCAUCUACCUUUGACGGACCCGGCGUGCUUUUGCAAUAUGCCUCCCACGUCCUCAAUUUACUUCCGAAAAGUCCAUCACUGUUUGCGUACCUGCCCACCACCCUGUCCAUUGCCCUCCUAUUCUUCGACGCCAGCAUUCAACAGUUGAAGAAUGGUGUCGUUAGCCCCGAUUCUUCCUCGACGAUCGACAAAGGUCUACAGUCCUUGUACGACACGGCCCGAGCUGUCGACAAGGAAUACGAGGUAUUGGUAGCCAAGAAAUCACCAGUGGUCACCAAUGAAGCCAGCACCAACAUCGUGAGCGUCCUUUUCCGCAUUUACAAUUUCCUUUGCAUGGUUGAUCCCGACUUCAUGUUCCAACUUGCGGAUGAGUUGAAGAUGACACUACCUGAAAACACCUCGGUGGACCAAACCAAGAUGUGCGUGGCAUGGACAUGGAAAUUCGACGCGUUGAAGAGACAGAUAAUGGAAGGACGAAUGGAACUUCGUGUGAACGGUGUUGAAACCAUCCAGUCGGAUCUGGUCAAUCUCUGGUCUAACCAUGUUUCUCAAAACCCGGACAACCCGUUUGUGCACUACCUGGUUCAGCUUCUGCGCAGUAACAAGCUACUCGAAUAUUUGAUGGGUAUCGACUCGCACCCCCAGCUGAUUUCCCGCGCCAGCAACAUCUUCGGGUUCUUCAUUGUGACCGGUAACUACGAAAACCGCGAUACUGAUAUGAUAUGGAAAGUUGUGACCGACGGCCAAGAUGAAAGAACUGUUGCAGCGGUCGUUGACAUGCUUGGACGUACCCUAGGCAUCCACACGUCUACAUCUGGUACUUUGCUUUACAUUUGUGCAAAGCUACUUGAGCUUCCAUUGGAUCGGUUUGACGGGUACAUCAUUGACUUCUGCUCACAGCUUAUCCCUCGAAUGCAAGAAAAGCCCGGGGAACGUGACUACCGUGUCAUUUCACCCGAUGAGGACAACGCUAUUCCAUUGAAGCUGUGUGUCAGACUGAUUCGUGAGAGCGCUGGGGCCGAUCUCCCAUCCGAGAAGAAGGAGAUGAUGCAACAAUUUGGGAGUCAACAGCUGGUCAAUUUCAUGAAGGCCGGACUGAGCGAAUCGGACAAGGCUGAAACCUAUGAAGCCUGCAUCCAAGACAUUGCAGAUAUGAACGCUUGCACUGCGGGGAGCAUUCAAGUGCUGAAUGCUCUUGUAUCCUGUGAUGGCUCACGGGAGCUCGGGAAACUUGCAACCGAGUUUGACUUGACACACCUGGUCAUCACAGAAUUUCACCAUUUUGUCGAUCACCUCCCUAUCCCCAAUGACCUCUCUUCGCAGCACGCCUUCGCUUCGAGGGUGGAACUGCUGCGACGCAUCAUCGAUCUCGCUCCGGAGACGAUCACCCCGGAGCUUGGAAAUACCCUCUGGCAAGAAAUUCUGAUGUCUGACAAAUUACCUCGCAAUGAGCGCUUGAUUAUCUGGAAAAUGGCACAAAGUAUGACGCUAACUACAAGAUCUAACCAGUUCGUCGAGCGUUGCAUUCAUGAAUACCUCCCAGAGGUGUCUCCGAAAUGUUACUCAUAUGAGCUGUUGGCAUUUGCCCAGCAAACUGUAUUCUAUGACAUCCGCCUUAAGGCGCCACCUAUCACAGGGGAAGACGAGGUCAUCGCCGUUCCUGGAAUGGAUCGUAUCUGGAAUCUCAUCCUGACCGCACCACCAAACACCAUUGAGAACGAGGCAAUCAAAUUCGCCAUCGAACUUUAUCUUGACCACGUCAUCAUCAGCAGAUCACCCAGAUCGGCUAUUGAUGCCACUCACAUUGCCCUUGUUCGCCGUUGCGUGAAUCAACUAAAAUCCGCAGCUCCAGCUUUGAAGUCAUCCCGCAACGCAGAAGCAAAUGGUGACGUGGCAAUGGAAGCCGAGACCCAGAACGAGAAGCUCAGCACCGAGGAGCUUAUUUUCGACCGAUCGCUGUUAUUCCUUCGCCAGCUACUUCACGGAUUGCGCUCUCGGCCGCGAUACACUUCCCCCAGAAGCCAAAGCAGCUCCCCACCCAAUGUCAGCGAACACCCACUGAAAGGUGCGGCUGUCAAUAUUCGGUAUCAGUGCUUUGGCGGGACCCCGUCAAACAAGGUGAACACGCUGGUGAUUGGCGAACUCUCAACCGCAAGCGAGCUUGCGGAUAUCUUGGUUCAGUCAAGCCGAUUCUCCAAGUUUUCGCUCAUCUUCGGCGGACGAAAACUGGAAUUGCUCGAAAAGCCAGAUGCUUUGAUCAAAGACUUGGACCUUGGAGCCGGUCUGCUCCUGGUCAGAAAGACCCCUGAUGCCCACAUCAUCACGUCGCCCGGGAUGAGCCGAUCCAUGACUGCUGUCGACAAGGAAGUGCUGAAGCACUUUGACGAGUUGUAUGAUAUGCUUGAUCUCAAAGAUCAUCUGGCUCGACGAAUCAUUGACUUCCUGGUUGUGUUCCCGCCUCAGGGACAAGCCGUAGAAGUGGUCAAAUCUCACAAGAACUCGGAGAAAGAAAUGUUCCCAUUGACGGUGCCAUACAAGGCAUUGUACUCUGUGAACACACUUUCGAUGUGUCUUCAUGAUGUUCCUCUGGCCGUGGAUGUUGAUGCCCAGCAGGAAUUUGUGUCCCACAGCCUAAAAGUCUUGGUCGCGUUUAUCACGCUUGACGAAUUGUCUAAUUCACUCAAGGACGACUCAAUCGUGACAGUGAUUGCGGCAAAAGCCCUCGAGUGCUUGAGUUUGGCCAUUUCAGUCUAUCACCCGACUGACACCAAUGCUGCUGCUCUGAUAUCAGACCCUGCGACUUUUGUCCCUCGUGUUUUGAGCUUCAUCGAAAUUGGCCGUUCAAAGAAAACCAGCCAUCAACCCAUGGUGUUUGUUAAUGGCUUGGUUUGCUACUCCUUCGCAGUGCUGGUUGAGGCAUCAUUGAGCGACCAAAACAUUUGGAACACCGUCAAGCAGCAUGUCAAUUUCGAUGAUAUGAUGAGCAGUUUACUCCUGGAACAGGAUCAAAGACAAAUCCGAAAAGAAACCCAGGACCGACUCAAGAUCGUCAGUGGACCUGCAAAGCCACUGGAAACGGAGGUAGGCUCUGUUGAAGAGGAGAGUCUGGUCGAAAACCCCAUCCGAGUUGACAUGUUGGCCACGAUUUGGAGCUCGAUUGUGAAUAUCAUACCCAGAGCUCGUUAUUUUGUUGGCCAGUCAGAGGAGUUUUUCUCUACUGCUCUCUUUGUCUUCCGUUCUGUCGCAGGUAGAUCGCCGCAUGAUGUGAUGUUUAGCACGUACAUGAAACAGUGGACUGCUGUCUUGCUCGAUCACAACACAGAAGAGUUUGUGGGACGCGAGCCGGUCGAUAACUUGGUGAUUGGGCUUUGUUCUCUUCUGGAGUGGUGUCUUGAGCUGGCCAUUUUCGCUAAAGUUCCUCUAGAUUCCGGACACAUCGCCGAACAGUUAUUGAACAAGUACCUGUUCCCAGACUUCAUUCCUGAGACAGGAGACCACAAUGAUCUCCAAACUCCAAUUAUGCAUACCUACACCCGCCAACGAUUGUACAAUGUUGUUACUUUGCUUUGCGAACAAAGCGACGAGACCUACGGUCGAAUUUUGGAGUUAUUGGAUAGCACGGUUCCUCGAGAAUCCUCCUACAUUGAGCAUUCAUACGAGAGGCAUUCGAUGAUUCGAUCGAAUGUAGGCUAUGCCGGUCUCAGGAACCUCUCGAACACGUGUUACCUCAACUCCCUUACGACUCAAUUGUUCAUGAACAUCGAGUUCCGGGACUUCAUCUUGAACCUUCACAUCGCGGACCCGGUUGCACAAAAGCUCCUCUUUGAGACCCAGAAGCUUUUCACAUGGAUGCAAGAGACCUGGAGAAAGAGCAUUGAGCCACACGAUUUCGUGGAAAGUAUCCAGACAUAUGACAACGAGCAGAUUGAUGUCACCGUUCAAAUGGAUGUUGACGAGUUUUACAAUCUUCUGUUCGAUCGAUGGGAGGCUCAAAUCCUGGACCCGGAAAUGAAAAAAUCAUUCAGGUCUUUCUAUGGCGGCCAGCUGGUUCAACAGAUUAAGUCUAUGGAAUGUGAUCACAUUUCGGAGAGGGAAGAGCCGUUCUCGGCUAUCCAGUGCGAGAUCAAAGGCAAAGCAUCCUUGGAAGACAGUCUGCGGGCCUAUGUCGCGGGUGAAGUCAUGCAGGGUGAUAACAAGUAUUCUUGUACCUCGUGUGGCCGACACGUGGAUGCUGUGAAACGCGCCUGUUUGAAGGAUGUGCCGGACAAUCUCAUCUUCCACCUGAAGCGCUUCGAUUUCGACAUGCUCACCAUGCUGAGAAGCAAGAUCAACGACGAAUUCCAAUUCCCACGACACAUUGAUAUGGCUCCCUACACCGUCGAGCACCUCUCUAACCCCAAUGAGCCUGUCGAGCCGGAUAUGUUUGAAUUAGUCGGUGUCCUUGUUCACACGGGUACAGCCGAGUCUGGUCAUUACUACUCAUACACACUCGAGCGACCCUCGCCCGGGGGUCAAGCUUCUUGGGUCGAGUUUAAUGACUCUGAAGUCACCCGCUUUGACCCAACCUCACUUUCAGCUGCCUGUUUCGGUGGUGCUGAGCCAUCAUCUCAGUAUGUGAAUGGCAGCCAGAAAGACAAGAUGUGGAGUGCGUACAUGCUUUUCUACCAGCGUGUCUCCUCAAUCGAGAAAUGCAAGUCGAUGUAUACCCCGCCAAAGACAGAUAUUCCUGUGCACAUCUCGGUUCCAGACUCUAUCCAGAACCACAUUGCCAUGGACAACGAACUGCUUAUCCGGACCUACUGUCUUCUGGAUCCCCAGUAUGCCUUCUUUGUGGACAGGUUGCUCCAGCGGUGGUCCCGAAUGAGCCCCGGGGAGGAAAAAACCAAGGCCGAAACCUUGGCCAUUAACGUGGGAAUGGACACCAUUGAGCAAUUGAUCUCACGCACCAAGUACCUCCAGGGCCUAGACGAGAUUUGCCGAGACCUCAACGACAUGAUCGAGACCAGCUCCAGUGCAGCUCAAGCCGUCAUCCGGUGGGUCAGUGACCGGCCCGGAUCGAUUCGUAACAUUGUCACCAAGACGCCCAUCCCGGAAGUUCGAGCUAAAGAAGUCUCUCUCAUCCAUGGUGCUUUGAAACAUCUCCACUCCCUUUCGAACGAUCCGACUGCUGAACCAGACGAACAGCAGCAAUGGCGCAUUGAGCUUGAGAUAGCCAUCGAACGGGUUACGCUCUUGUUGAUUGAAAUUUGGCCCAGCGUCCAGUGUCUACCUCGAAUUUGGGACGACUACUUCGAUUUCUUCAACAAGCUUUGCACCUGCGGGCCAUCGGCCGUGCAGAUCCUGUUGGAUCGGGGCGUGUUUGUCAUGUGUCUGCAUAUUUUGUGGAUCGACCACGAAGACAAAAAGGAUCUGCGAGUCCAAUACCCCAAUUAUGUGCGACUUAUGGACAAGGGCCGUCGAUUCCCCUUCGGAAACUUUAUGGUCCUGUGCUUGACCUUUUUCGAGAACAUUGAUCUGUCCCUCAAGCCGCCACGCAAUGGCGACAAUCGUGAAUUCUCAGUCGAGACUGGCAGGUUCUCUGCCAGAGAGUGCGAACUAGAACUCAUUACACCUACUGAGACAGAUGGGUCGUUGUCUCUCUUGGCGAAAAUACUCAGGCACUGGGCAAUUUCCCGAACACACAGUGCUCGAAUGAUUAUUGCCGAGCUUUUGAAUGGAGAGCCCAAGGCAGGCCUUCUCGAUGCAAUCAUUAAGACGUUGGAAAGUGGAUUGAGAAUGGAACCUGCCAUUCAAUGUGUACCUUUCCUGGAGGCUGCGGUGGUUUUCUGCCAGUAUUCCCCUGACUGGAGUCGGAUCGUCGAUGUCGUUAACUACAUUGCCUGCGGAAUUGAUACCAUCGACAACAGCGGUGGUCAGGAGCACAUGGACUUUUUCACACAGAUCUGUGAUCUCACUAACCAGAGGCUCAAUUUGGGCCCCCGUGAUUUCACCAAGCUUACGCUGGGUCAUCUGCCGACCAUUGCCCCCGUUUUGCUCAUUGACAGGGACGAGAUUGUUCGACAGAACAUGCAAAGCAUUCUGGACGAGGCUUUUGCCGGAUACCAGACUGCAGGGACGGCUGAGCAGAACGACCAAGAGAAUGAGCAAGAGAAUGAAUCAGGAAACCUGUCGCAUGUCAUUGUCAGAGAUGAGUUGAAUUUACUUGGCCGACUUCUUCAGAAGUCCUGCGCCGAGCGACUUACUGCUGCCUUCUUGAAAGAGCAGACUCGUCCCAUUGAUGUGAGACAGCUCGAGUCUAUUCUCUCUGUCAUCAACUACUGCCUCACUACAUUCUACGAUGACAAUGACGCAGAUGAGGCUGAGGUCCAAAAGACGCGUGAGCUGCUUACCAUUCUCCGAAACAUGUCUCUCCAAGAAGUCCCCGACGACCCUGCCUCUGGUACGAUACAAUCCCUAUUACCCCUUAAUUCCGAACCCGUGACUGACCCCAUGACCCCAGAGUCUGAAGUUGCCUCCGGCGAAGAAUGGGAUGCCAACUCUGUGAUCGUCUCCGACUCAGACGGUGGAGUCCGAGGAUCCCCUUAG
Penicillium salamii is the source of this 7620-nucleotide messenger RNA. NCBI's taxonomy places the organism in Eukaryota, Fungi, Ascomycota, Eurotiomycetes, Eurotiales, Aspergillaceae. The record is from the annotation of a GenBank genome assembly.